GCAAACAUUAUUCUCUUAGUAUUGAAGGUAUACGCCACAAUUAGAAGUGGAUCAAUUGCUAUAGCUGCCUCAACACUGGAUUCACUGCUUGAUCUCAUGGCUGGUGGUAUCCUUUGGUUCACACAUCUGUCAAUGAAGAGCAUCAAUGUCUACAAGUACCCCAUUGGCAAACUGAGGGUACAGCCUGUAGGCAUUAUCAUCUUUGCUGCUGUCAUGGCCACUUUAGGCUUCCAAGUAUUUAUUCAAGCUGUUGAAAAGCUGAUAGUGAAUGAAGCUCCAGAUAAACUGAACCAAAUACAACUAUUGUGGCUAUAUUCAAUCAUGAUCUUUGCAACAGUGGUGAAACUAGCUCUUUGGCUCUAUUGCCGAACAUCUGGUAACAAGAUCGUCCGUGCUUAUGCUAAGGAUCACUAUUUUGAUGUUGUCACAAAUGUCGUCGGUUUGGCUGCUGCUGUCCUUGGCGAUAGAUUCUACUGGUGGAUCGAUCCAAUUGGUGCAAUUGCCCUUGCAGUCUACACAAUUUCAAACUGGUCUGGAACAGUGUGGAAAAUGCAGGUUUGUGUUACUUUUUCAGUUUGAACGUUUGGUUAGGCA
This is a messenger RNA of Panicum virgatum (switchgrass), 594 nucleotides long. Its product is annotated as metal tolerance protein 4-like. Lineage: Eukaryota; Viridiplantae; Streptophyta; Magnoliopsida; Poales; Poaceae. Gene Ontology annotation, cellular component: membrane. The transcript has 4 exons. The coding region runs from base 97 to 579 and encodes 160 amino acids. Gene Ontology annotation, molecular function: manganese ion transmembrane transporter activity. The record is from RefSeq and is a predicted model, not a curated record. Gene Ontology annotation, biological process: monoatomic cation transport; transmembrane transport.